GUUGGUCGUUUCAGCGUUAAUUUGAAAUUGUUUUAAAAGUCAGAGCUUAAGUUGUUGGUUCAGCAAUGUCCUCCCGCGUAGAACAAGUCCUGGUGGCGGGUGCCAUUCUGUGCUGCCUGAUGGCCUCCAUGGCCUGGGCCGCUGAGGAGGAGGAACAGCAAGAAGUUGCAGAGGGCCGAACCUUCGGUCACCACUUCCUAAAACGGCUCAGCUUCGCCACCGUUCCCGCAGCGUUCGUCAUUGGAGUCAUUACGACGCUGCUGUCGGCGUUAACGAUCGUCUCGAUGAAGGGAUUGGGUGUUGGGGUCAUCCUUCUAGUGCUUGCCGUUUCGCAAAUUCUAGCAAGAAGCUUCCCAACGGCCCUCCCACCACCUCCGAUCACCUAUGCCGCCCCCGCUCCGGGACCCCUGCCCUUGGUGUACCACCGGGACUGGUAGAACCCACCAGGGGGCACCUACUAAUCUAACGAUAAGUUAAUUUAUUAUCUAUUUAUUAUAAUUUAUCCCCUCCCCCACGCAAAAAAGCGACGAUCACGAUCGCGUUGAUCGCGGACGUCAGCUGGGUGACGCCAACCCACGUGACUCACGCCGCCCGACAUUCCCUGGAUGGUCCAGGGUUCACGAAUAAACAAACAGUACCGGACAAAUAAAUCUCACUUUCGACUCAUUAACGAUGCAAA
This is a messenger RNA of Culex pipiens pallens (northern house mosquito), 679 nucleotides long. RefSeq names its product protein apnoia (gene apn). The record is from RefSeq and is a predicted model, not a curated record. NCBI's taxonomy places the organism in Eukaryota, Metazoa, Arthropoda, Insecta, Diptera, Culicidae. The transcript is spliced from 3 exons. The coding region runs from base 66 to 437 and encodes 123 amino acids.